GAGGAAUGUCAGCACUCACCUCGGUGUGACAGGUGCCAACAUUGCAGUGAGUGGGUAACUGGCUGCCAGCUCCCAGUGAGUGGGUGACAGGGGGUGCCAGCUCCCAGUGAGUGGGUGACAGCUCCCAGGGAGUGGGAACAGGGUGCCAGCUCCCGGUGAGUAGGUGACGGGGGUGCCAGCAUGCAGGAGUGGGUGCCAACUCCCAGUGAGUGGGCGAUUGUGUGCCAACAUUGCAGUGAGUGAGUAACUGGGGGACAGCUCCCAGUGAGUGGGUGACUGGGUACCAGCUCCCAGUGAGUGGGUGCCAGCUCCCAGUGAGUGGGUGUCAGGGUACCAGCUCCCAGUGAGUGGGUGACAGGGUAUCAGCUCCCAGUGAGUGGGUGCCAGCUCCCAGUGAGUGGGUGUCAGGGUACCAGCUCCCAGUGAGUGGGUGACAGGGUAUCAGCUCCCAGUGAGUGGGUGCCAGCUCCCCCAGUGAGUGGUUGACAGGCUAUCAGCUCCCAGUGAGUGGGUGACAGGGUAUCAGCUCCCAGUGAGUGGGUGCCAGCUCCCCCAGUGAGUGGUUGACAGGCUAUCAGCUCCCAGUGAGUGGGUGACUGGGGCGCCAGCGCGCAGUGAGUCUGUGCUCCGCCUGGCUGAAGCAGCGCCGCUCGAUGCGCUCGGCGCUCGCCUGCUGCCGCCUGGCCCGCGUGCGCGGCCGUUAGCUCGCCGCCGCCGCAUUCCCGCGGAGCCAGCGCUCGCUCGCGAACAUGGCGACCGAGGGGCUGCUGCUGACCAACCACGACCACCAGAUCCGGGUCGGAGUGCUGACAGUGAGUGAUAGCUGCUUCAGGAACCUUGCAGAAGAUAGAAGUGGGAUAAACCUUAAAGACCUGGUCCAAGAUCCCUCAUUGUUGGGAGGAACAGUAUCCGCAUACAAGAUAGUGCCUGAUGAGGUUGAUGAAAUCAAGGUAAGAACGCUUAUAGAAUGGUGUGAUGAUAAGGAAUUGAAUCUUAUUUUAACCACUGGGGGGACUGGGUUUGCCCCAAGAGAUGUAACUCCAGAGGCUACAAAGGAGGUGAUAGAAAGAGAGGCUCCUGGAAUGGCAUUGGCUAUGUUGAUGGGUUCUUUGAAUGUGACUCCUCUGGGGAUGCUAUCUCGGCCUGUGUGUGGAAUAAGAGGGAAAACUCUGAUUAUUAAUCUGCCUGGCAGCAAGAAAGGUUCACAGGAAUGCUUCCAGUUUAUAUUACCUGCCCUACCUCAUGCUAUUGACUUGUUGCGGGAUGCAGUUGUGAAAGUGAAAGAAGUUCAUGAUGAGUUGGAGGACCUUCCAUCACCUCCACCACCAUUAUCUCCUCCUCCUACCACCAGCCCACACAAACAGACAGAAGACAAAGGAGUUCAGUGUGAAGAUGAGGAGGAAGAGAAGAAAGAUAGUGGAGUGGCUUCAACUGAAGAGAGUUCGUCCUCACACAUCACUGCAGCAGCCAUAGCAGCCAAGAUCCCAGAUUCGAUUAUUUCUCGUGGUGUUCAAGUGCUUCCACGAGACAAUGCAUCGCUGAGCACAACUCCAUCCGAAUCACCACGAGCUCAAGCUACAUCACGGCUAUCCACAGCUUCUUGCCCCACACCAAAACUCCACCAUAGGUUGGAAGGGCUUAAAGAUGAACUCAGAAGGCAUAGAGGAUACAACUCACGAGUCCAGUCUCGCUGCAGCAGCAAGGAAAACAUCCUGAGAGCCAGCCACAGUGCAGUUGAUAUCAGCAAGGUUGCACGACGACACCGCAUGUCUCCAUUUCCCUUAACGUCGAUGGACAAGGCCUUCAUUACAGUACUGGAAAUGACCCCAGUUCUCGGCACUGAAAUUAUCAACUAUCGAGAUGGUAUGGGUCGAGUUCUAGCACAAGAUGUAUUUGCAAAAGACAACCUGCCACCAUUUCCAGCAUCAGUGAAGGAUGGCUAUGCUGUAAGAGCUGCCGAUGGCCCUGGUGAUAGAUUCAUUAUUGGUGAAUCGCAGGCAGGUGACCAGCCCACUCAGACAGUGAUGCCUGGCCAGGUCAUGCGAGUAACAACGGGGGCUCCAAUACCUUGUGGUGCAGAUGCAGUUGUACAGGUUGAAGAUACCGAGCUGAUCAGGGAAUCAGAUGAUGGCACAGAAGAGUUAGAAGUGCGAAUUCUGACACAGGCUCGUCCAGGUCAGGACAUCAGACCAAUAGGCCAUGAUAUCAAAAGAGGAGAAUGUGUUCUGGCAAAAGGUACUCAUAUGGGGCCUUCUGAAAUUGGCCUUCUAGCAACUGUUGGGGUUACUGAAGUUGAAGUUCACAAGUUUCCUGUGGUUGCAGUGAUGUCCACAGGAAAUGAGCUGCUGAACCCUGAGGAUGAACUAACACCUGGAAAAAUUCGGGAUAGCAAUCGUUCAACCCUACUGGCAACAAUUCAGGAGCAUGGAUACCCAACCAUCAACCUGGGAAUAGUGGGAGAUAACCCUGAUGACCUGCUGAACGCUCUCAACGAAGGCAUAAGUCGUGCUGAUAUCAUCAUUACUUCAGGAGGUGUAUCUAUGGGCGAAAAGGAUUACCUGAAGCAGGUGUUGGACAUUGACCUGCAUGCCCAGAUCCAUUUUGGCAGAGUCUUCAUGAAACCUGGCCUCCCAACAACUUUUGCAACUCUGGAUAUCGAUGGUAUCAGAAAAAUCAUCUUUGCGUGCCAGUAUGAUUUCCUUGCAGGAAAUCCAGUGUCAGCAGUUGUCACCUGCAAUCUCUUUGUAAUCCCUGCAUUGAGGAAAAUGCAAGGAAUCCUUGAUCCUCGACCCACCAUCAUCAAAGCAAGGUUGUCCUGUGAUGUGAAGCUGGAUCCACGACCUGAAUACCACCGCUGUAUUCUGACUUGGCACCACCAGGAACCAUUGCCAUGGGCACAGAGUACAGGGAAUCAGAUGAGUAGUCGUCUGAUGAGUAUGCGAAGUGCCAAUGGACUGUUGAUGCUACCUCCAAAGACAGAGCAGUACGUGGAGCUCCAUAAGGGUGAAGUGGUAGAUGUCAUGGUGAUUGGAAGACUAUGAUAUCACCACAAGAGGAGGGUUGGUGCAUGACUACAUAUCAUUGACUGUAUCCUGUAAUGGAAUGGCACCGUUAGUUUUUAAUGAUUUGGAUAAAAUUGACCAAUGUUGUUGAUAUCUUGAAGUAAUUUCAAAAAGGAAUCAGAUAAAGUAAAUGAAACAGGAGAGAGAGAGAGAAAAGAAAUCCAUUGAAUCCAUUCUGUAUCAUACCCAGGGCAAAGUUUCUCUUUCAUUACAGUUGCUUUGUGUGUUUAAUGCCAGGUCUAAUAGCAGUAGCUUUUGAUAGACAGCGGUAGGUGCCUGCUAAACUUGUGUUUUCUCAUCUUCAGAUACAGAUACUUAUGCUACUAGCAAGGCUGUCUGCUUACUUUAUACCAGCUUAGAUAAACACAGCUAUUAUCCUUAUUAGUACGCAACAUAAUUGCUUCACAAAGAGCUUUGCUUGUUCUUUAUCUUGUAUCUUGUGUUCAUGUGCUCAGUGCCAAAAGCAGAGUGGCUGGAGUGGACUGGACUGGUAUAUUACCCUUCCAGUGCCAUUGACAGGGAAAUUUCCCAGAAGCCACCUGUCUCAGCUGACCACCUAGUUGGACAGGAAUUGGAAAUCUUUCAUUUGAACAAAGAAAUUGCUUCCUUAAGUGCUGACAGCCUUUUUACCAAUUUAAAAAAAAGUGUACAGUAAUACAAAGAUUGAUAUUGUACAGAUAAUAGUGUACCAGCAAAUCAUGUGGUAAUUCCUAGCAAUGAAAGACAUUUAACAACACUGUACCAUAACAUUUUCUGUAAUGAUAUUAAAUAUUAAUAAAAAUCCUUGAUCAUUGUUAAAAUUUA
Pristis pectinata (smalltooth sawfish) is the source of this 3866-nucleotide messenger RNA. Its product is annotated as gephyrin. The record is from RefSeq and is a predicted model, not a curated record. Gene Ontology annotation, molecular function: molybdopterin molybdotransferase activity. Gene Ontology annotation, biological process: gamma-aminobutyric acid receptor clustering; glycine receptor clustering; molybdenum incorporation into molybdenum-molybdopterin complex. The coding region runs from base 750 to 3041 and encodes 763 amino acids. Gene Ontology annotation, cellular component: postsynaptic membrane; postsynaptic specialization; dendrite. Lineage: Eukaryota; Metazoa; Chordata; Chondrichthyes; Rhinopristiformes; Pristidae. The transcript is spliced from 23 exons.